Messenger RNA from Dreissena polymorpha, 4127 nucleotides. RefSeq names its product protein adenylyltransferase SelO, mitochondrial-like. The transcript is spliced from 14 exons. The record is from RefSeq and is a predicted model, not a curated record. Bases 172 to 2139 code for a protein of 655 amino acids. NCBI's taxonomy places the organism in Eukaryota, Metazoa, Mollusca, Bivalvia, Myida, Dreissenidae.
AAGACAACUCUGCUGAGAAAAAGGCGUUUUCCGACGCAGAUCUGUCACAAUAUUUGUGUUCUGAAUAAUCAUAUUACUUUCGAGUCCUAUCAGGAUGAAAAUUUGAUGACAGCUUGGAAUAAUUUAUUAAGCUUUUCGUAGUUUAAUAUUCUAUAUCAUAGAACGAUAUCCAUGUUAUUUUUCCGUAGACUUUAUUGCAUUUUCACUCAAAAUACAAGAACAAUGUCUACGUUUGAAGCGUUAUCAUUUGACAACCUUGCGUUAAAAUUGCUGCCAAUUGAUCCAGAAAAAGACAAUUUUGCUCGCCAGGUACCGGGGGCAUGCUUUUCUCUCGUCAUGCCCGAGAAAGUUGAGAACCCCAAAAUGGUGGCUUAUUCUCCAAGUGCAAUGCGGCUAUUAGACCUGGAUGAUUCCCAGAUGAGGAGGGAAGACGCAGCAGAAUAUUUUGGUGGCAACAAACUCCUACCUGGAUCUAAGCCUGCUGCUCAUUGUUACUGUGGUCAUCAAUUUGGUUAUUUUUCUGGACAGCUUGGCGAUGGAGCUGCAAUGUAUUUAGGGGAGGUUGUCAACAAGGCAGGUGACAGGUGGGAGAUACAAGUGAAGGGGGCAGGUCCCACCCCAUAUUCCAGGCAGUCUGAUGGCAGAAAAGUCCUCCGCAGUACCAUCAGAGAGUUCUUGUGUAGUGAGGCUAUGCACCACCUAGGUAUCGCCACCACCAGAGCUGGAACAUGUGUUACCUCGGAUACCAGAGUGGUCAGGGAUAUCUUCUACAAUGGAAAUCCUAUUCAGGAAAGAUGCUCAGUGGUGCUGCGUAUAGCACCAACAUUCUUCAGGUUUGGGUCCUUUGAGAUUGUGCGUGGAACCUCUGCCGACACGGGACGUAAAGGGCCAAGUGAGGGCAACGAGCAGCUGCUCAGGCAGAUGCUGGACUAUUGCAUCAAGAAUUUCUAUCCUGAGAUCUGGUCAGCCCACCAGGACAGCAAGGAGGACUUGUACUUUGAGUUUUGGCGUGAGGUCACCCGGAGAACGGCCCGUCUGGUUGCAGACUGGCAGUGCGUUGGCUGGUGUCAUGGGGUGUUGAACACGGAUAACAUGAGCAUCAUGGGAAUCACCAUUGACUACGGGCCCUUUGGUUUCCAGGACCGAUACAAGCCUGACUUCAUAUGCAAUGCUUCAGAUGACGGAGGCCGCUACACAUACCAGAAGCAGCCAGAGAUCUGCAAGUGGAACUGCAAGAAGCUUGCCGAGGCCAUGAGAAUGGUUCUACCCGCAGCUCGAACAGAGCCCAACCUACAUCAGAUCUUCGAUGAGGCUUAUCAGGACGGCUAUACGAGCAAAAUGAGGAUGAAAUUUGGUUUGAUGAAGAGUAUUCCAGAAGACAAAGAUCUAGUGGAGUCCUUUUUCCAAACCAUGGAAAAGACUGGGGCAGAUUUCACCAACAGCUUCCGAUGUCUGAGUGGCAUCCCCUUGCCAAGCUCUUCAGAUUUUGUGAAACGAUUUGAAGAUGUGAAGGACUAUUUGUUAACUCAGUGUUGUACUGCUGAAGAGCUCAAAAAGGAAUAUAAGCCAAGAAUGGACCCAAGGCAGCUGCAGAUGUUCCUGCAGUUGAUGCAAACCAACCCAGGCGUAGUAUCUGCACUUGGACCCAGGUUUGCUGCAAUAUCUCAGGAACUUGAAAGAAUGGAAAAAAUGGAACUAUUGGAGUCAUUAACAGAUGAAAGUAAGCUGACAGAUGACAGAAAAUCGUGGGAGGAAUGGUUCACAAAGUACACAGACAGGCUUCGGCUGGAAGAGGAAGGCUGCAGUGACCUUGACCUGCUCAACAGUGAAAGGGUCAAGGUCAUGAAUCAAACAAACCCAAAGUAUAUUCUGCGUAAUUACAUCGCUCAGAAUGCUAUAGACACUGCAGAAAAGGGAGACUACUCCGAGGUGCGUAGAGUUCUCCGUCUGCUUGAAAACCCAUAUGAAGAGUCCGUCAAUCUAAGUGACCUCAGUAUUUCGUAUGCUCAAACAGUGACAGACGCUGAUGAACAGAUGUCAGGUGCAUCCUCUUUCAAUGUUGAUGCGGGCCAUGUGAGGGCUUCCUGUUCGUAUGAUAGCAGACCCCCAGAGUGGGCCUUGGCCUUGAGAGUCACAUGAUCUUCGUAAAUCCUCAACAAAGUGACAGCUAGGAGGUCGUCUGUGGGUCAAACUUAAUAAACUUGCUCUAACUUUAUGUUUAUAUAGGAAAGGAAGCAUUUUAUGGCAGUUGGAAUGAACUUUUUAAACUAAAUGUGAGGACGAGCCAUCAUUUUUUCAAGUUUUAUGUUUGAAAUGCAAUUAUCAUACCGGUAUGCUGUAAAACCAUUAAGAUUUGAAGACACAUAAAACUUCAUGGUUUUGUAAAAUAUGACAAUUUUUUGGGUACCUAAAUUUUGUGGAUUUCAAACUAUUAUUAAUUGGAUACCUAAAUUUGUGAUUUGUUCCAAUCCACGAAAUCCACAAAAAUUAGUGUUUCUAUGGAUAAUAAAGGUUUAUCAGUAUUAUAAUUAUUCUUCCCAUGAAAGCUAAAAGGUCAUAUUAGCAUAUGCAGAGAGAAUACCAAAGACCUAUAAAUAUUUUAUAGGUCUUAGAGAAUACUGAUAGACCGUACUGGCUCUCAAGGGUAUGAAUUAUGAAAGUUUUGAGCAUGAACAGUUUUAAAUAAGUUUAUAAAUGUUAACUCUACAUCAAGUAUUAUACAAUAGUAAUUAUUGCUAAACGUACCAUAUUUUACGCUAGAUGUAAUUUAAAUAAAAUAAAUGAGAAUUGUUAAAAUUUUGCAGGAACGUCUGUUGACCUAUGACUUGAACUCUAGUUGAAUUUUGUUGGGGCUUUGUAAAAUCUGCCUUUUCUGGACGAAAUCAGUGAAUGAAGUAUUGCUUUGUUACUUGAAGAAUACUUUGGAUCUAUUUGUAUGCUGAUUCUGCUUGAUGUUUGUUUUGUUGUAUUAAGAAGCUGAGUGGUUCUGUAGUUUUAAUAAAUGUAAGUAUAAUAAAUACUAGGUAUAUGUGUAUAGUUUAGUGCUCAAUUGUAAUAAAUGAAUAUUUCUAAUCAAUUUGUUAACAUUGCUCUGUAUGAUGUAGUUGUUAAGAACAAAUGUUAUUUAUCAACUGGUCAAUUUGUUAUGCUUUUGAACCAAGAUAAUACAUUAAACUGUUUUUGUCCAGAAAUGACAGGUUGUGGCUUUAUGCAGACUUUAGAGAACAGUACUGCAGUUUCACACAUUACUGUUUCUCCAUAGUCAGAAUGACGGAAUUGCAGGAAACUUGUAUUCAAGUUUGUGAUUUCUGAUAUGCAUUGGUUAUAAGCCAUCUUAUUAUUUAUAUUUUAUGUGAAGUUUGAUGAAUUACCCUGAUUUUGGUGUAAUAUAUACUUGUUUUUAUUGUUAUUGAUAUUGUCAUGAUAAGCAUAUUAUGAAUUUGUGUUCUGGGAACACAUUGUUGAUCGUCCAAUUAUCAAUGUUACUAAUUUGUACAUAAAUAAUAAUGCCUCAUGUAUAAAUGAGAGAAUGAUUAUGAUUAAGUGUUUAAAUAAUGUAUUGAUUUCAGAUGAAAUAGUUUCAUGUGCAGCCCUCAAAUUGUUUUCUGUAAGUUUGUGUGUAUAAAUGCAAUAUUCGUUAUAAAAUAUGUUGUAGCAUUGUAGCUCAAUGCAGAAUGCAUGGGCCUUUCGUGCCAACUGCAGGCCAAGGUAUCAAUUGAAAGUUACCUGUCUGUAUUUUGAGGUAAAAAUAUGAAGCACCCAUUUUUUAUAUUUUUAGUGUUUUUUUUCUGCUUAAUAUCCCGUAUUAUAUAUAUAUAUAUAUAUAUAUUCCUUUUAAUAGUAUUCUACACCUACUCUGCUCGAUGUGACAUUUUCCCAAUACAAAGUACUUAAUCAUUCUAGCUCAGUGUGCCGAGACCAGAAUGAGUCUUCUGUUUUUUUGUCACUGAUAUUAUUAGGUACUUAAUAUUCUGAUACGAGAAACUGUAUUCGCUAAUAGCGUGUUCGGUUUAUGCAUUGUACAAGUAGCGACAUCAUUCUUCUUUGUUUGUUUUAUGACUUAAAUUUAUUUACUAUUUCCAAAACCAAUAUAUGCACUGUCAUCUGUAAUAAACAUGUUAACCUUA